AUGUCCAGUACCUUGAAGCUAGGUUUGGCGCAUAUGGUCUAUAUGUUCUGGACGAUUCAUCGCCUGGUGGACACAGGCGGCAUACCUGAUUCAUGGUUUAAGGUCGUCCGUGAAGAACUGGAUACAUUUAAAACCUCACAUCCAGAAUUUAUUGGCUAUAGAGAUAUAAUCGCUGGAAAAAGAUUUCAGAGUAGGGAAAAAGUAAUGAACAGCAUCGAUCUCGCUACAAGGCUACGAAAUAAGUAUCCGGAUAUUGUCUCUGGAUUCGAUCUAGUUGCUGAAGAGGAUAAAGGUUAUUCACUUCUUCAUUUCAUUGACGAUCUUGCCGCGGCAGGCAACCAGAGUGUCCAGUUUUACUUUCACAAUGCUGAAACCAACUGGCCGGAUGAUAUAUUGGCUUCUACAAACCCUGACGACGAGGUUUCAGCGCUACAGAAUGUCUAUGAAGCUUUAAUUCUUAAUACUAAACGAGUUGGACACGGUCUCGGCUUUAUAAAACAUCCCUAUCUCAUGCAGGAAUUGAAAGAAAGGCGAAUCGCCAUUGAAGCCAAUCCAGUAAGUAACAUGCUGCUAGGAUACGUCACAGAUCAGCGUCACCAUCCAGCAAUAACCUAUAUUCGGUCUGGAAUACCAGUUAUCAUGGGGGCAGAUGAUCCAGGCGCAAUGGGAUAUAACGAGUUCACGGUAGACUGGUAUGAAGCAUUUAUGGCUUGGGGAUUGAAUUUGAAGGACUUGAAACAACUUGCAUUGAACUCAUUGACUUACAGCACCAUGAAUCAAAGUGAAAGAAAAGCGGCACUACAAAAAUGGCAAAGGGCCUGGGACAUAUUUAUUACGGACAUGAAAAGCGAAGCUUGUAGUUUGCAAACUAGCUCAGCAGAUCCAGAGGUGUUUAGAAUAUUUCCCAAUGCAGGGCCACUAAACGAGGUCAUAAAUGUCCGAGUGUUUGGUAGAAGGUUUCACAGAGCAAUUUGCAAAGAUAUUGUCUGUCAAUUUGGAGAAAAGAAUACAACCGGGGAGUAUGUUCACACAACCAUGGCCAAAUGCCCAACGCCAGAUACGUAUAGUAGGAACCAGACGGUUGAAUUCAAGAUUUCAUUCGACUCGGGAAAUACAUUACUGAAUGGAAAUGACACAAUCCUUAUUUUUACAUUUUCAGAAAGCAUAGCGUCAGGCGGUUAUUCCUGCUUAGGCCUUUUUCCCAACAUUAUUGUUACUUCUUUCCUUAACUUCAUUAAUUACGUUUUAGAUCUAGAGUCGUCUAAAAACCUGUGUCAAAAAUAUUUACAAUAUGUUUCGUAUAAUUGCAGUGUUGCAAAUGGUGGUCAUUAAACUGUUCAUUUUUUGUCAUUAAUUGUUGUUAACAGUACCAUAUUAUACAAACAACAGUUUCAUAUACACAGUACUGUCAUAUCGAUAUCUUAAUUAAAAUAAGAUAUAGAGAUAAUUUUGAAAUCAAAAGUUUCUAAUUUAGAAUGGCGACAAAGUACAUUUUGUAACACAGUACAAAUACAAUACAAAAUAUACAAACACACGUGAAAAGAGAAUAUACAUAGCCAUGUUUAUUUGUUUACACCUCAAUUUCCAUUCCUUAAAAUAACUGCCUUUCGGCAAUUGCGAAUGUUUUCCGAUCAACUCAGCAUCU
This is a messenger RNA of Mya arenaria, 1645 nucleotides long. RefSeq names its product adenosine deaminase AGSA-like. The transcript has a single exon. NCBI's taxonomy places the organism in Eukaryota, Metazoa, Mollusca, Bivalvia, Myida, Myidae. Gene Ontology annotation, biological process: adenosine catabolic process; inosine biosynthetic process. The record is from RefSeq and is a predicted model, not a curated record. Bases 1 to 1332 code for a protein of 443 amino acids. Gene Ontology annotation, molecular function: adenosine deaminase activity.